AUGAAUCUUACUCACUAUCUAAUAUCACUAGACCUUAUUGUCACAAUCGCUACCACUGCUGUAAGGGCUUGCGAUUUAUCUAAUGCCAUAGAGAAGAUAAUCAAGGGAUCCACUGGUGAAAAUUUCGUUCGGGAAAUGCAGACAUACGGGUUAAAUGCCGAUAAACUCACUGAAAUAGUUGAAUACUGUAAUAAUGGAUCAAAUGAUGAAUUAUCGUGCAUCACUAUAAAUAUCUACAAGACAUUAUUACUGAACAAACACAACUUUGAGUUGUGCUUAUCAUCGUACAUAAUUUACAGCGGAAUAUCAUGUUUGGAUAGUUGUUUCAAGAAUUAUCAUAUUGGUUGUAUGGAAUGUCUGGGAGAGCACAUCCCCUUCAUCUUUGAUUGCUUGGCCGAUGGGCACAUAGACUACCGCCCAGAUUAUGAAUAG
Babesia microti strain RI is the source of this 432-nucleotide messenger RNA. RefSeq lists its product as hypothetical. Bases 1 to 432 code for a protein of 143 amino acids. The transcript has a single exon. Lineage: Eukaryota; Apicomplexa; Aconoidasida; Piroplasmida; Babesiidae. The record is from RefSeq and is a predicted model, not a curated record.